UUGUGGUUCCAAACUGAUGCAUCAUGAUUGAUUUGUGAUGUAUCAGUAAAAUUAACACAAAUAAUAUUUCAAAGCUAUAACUUAUCAUAGCCUCUUGCGUGUUCAAUUCAGUUUAGUUUUUUAGGCUUCAUUUACAAACCAAGUUCUCUCAUUUUCCUCCUCACGGAGUCUCUGUCCAUACACGAAUGGGGAAACCACCGCCCGGAAAGUGCUCUCAAGAAGUCUGGUUUGGCCUACUAGUUUCUUUUCUUUUGUGCCUUGUAUUGCUUUGCUUGAACUAUUCAACUUCAUUGGGUGCCAACAAUGGGAUCGAUCUUUCGAUGAGUAAACAAGUUCGUCCAAUUGGUGUUACGAAGAUUAACGACACCGAAGAUUCAUGCUCCGAUCGCUACAUUUAUAUCCAUGAGGAUCUUCCUUCCAAAUUCAACAGUGAAUUCCUCAUCAACUGCAAGUCUAUUUCUGCAGGGAUUAGUAGUAGUAGCACACCAAGUAUGUGUCCUGACCUUGUGAAUUUGGGUCUUGGUCCUAAAAUUGAAAACUCUGAUGGGGUUUUAGCCAACGAGAGUUGGUUUAUCACAAAUCCUUACUUGUUAGAAGUCAUAUUCCACAACAAGAUGAAGAAGUACGAGUGUUUGACAAGCAACUCCACUCUGGCUUCUGCCAUUUAUGUGCCAUUCUAUACUGGCAUGGAUGCCAGUGUUCAUUUGUGGAAUUCUAACCUCACUAUCAGAGACUCUUCAGCUAAGAAUUUGGUCAAGUGGCUUUCGGGGCAACCCGAAUGGAAGAAAAUGUGGGGCAGAGACCAUUUCUUUGUUUCUGGGAGGACUUCUUGGGAUUUUAGGAGGGUAAGAGACAAUAGUUCUGAGUGGGGUAGUAAACUCAGGUUCUUGCCAGAGUCCAUGAACAUGACUAUGUUAUCAAUGGAAGGAAGCCUUUGGAAAAAUGACAUUGCUAUACCAUACCCUACAAGCUUUCAUCCUGCAAAGGACAGUGAGGUGGUUCAAUGGCAGAACAGAGUGAGACAACAAGAAAGGCCUUACUUGUUUGCUUUUGUUGGUGCACCAAGGCCUCACCUGCAAGGUUCUAUCCGGGGCAAAAUUAUUGAUCAUUGCCAAGCAUCAACUACUUGCAAGUUUUUGCAUUGCGGUGAAAACAAUUGUCACAACCCGGUUAAUAUUAUGAGGGUGUUUCAGAGCUCAGUCUAUUGCCUGCAGCCUCGAGGGGAUUCAGACACUAGGAGGUCAGCUUUCGACGCUAUUCUGGCUGGUUGUAUUCCAGUCUUUUUUCAUCCUGCCACCGCGUUUUCUCAAUAUUUGUGGUAUUUACCAAAGAAUCAUACCAAGUAUUCCGUGUUUAUUCCGGUGAGGGAUGUAAAAGAUUUGAAAGAAGAAGGCAUCAUUGAGAAAGUCUUGCAGGGAAUUUCAAAGGACAGGGAAUUGGCCAUGAGAGAGGAGGUUAUAAGGAUAAUACCAAAGCUGGUAUAUGCAGAUCCCGGGUCAAGAUUAGACACUCCAGAUGCCUUUGAUAUAGCUGUGCAGGGAAUUCUUGAGAGAACAGAGAAUGUUAGAAAGGUGAUUAGAGAGGGGAGGGAUCCUAGUAUUGGUUUUGCAGAGGUUGAUGGUACUAAGUUCACAUUUCCUGAUACAGUAGACUAACUAUAGACUUGGUUGAAUGCAGUAUAUACUUUCUGAGUGAAGAUACAGAAAUUGGGGGGGGGGAAGAGGAGAGAGGAAGAACAGCUUAUGUAGAGAAAUAAAAUAUAAAGAAAAGAUCUGAUGUUCUAUUGUUUUUAAACUUUAAAUUUAUAGACCAUAAAUUUGUAUUCCACUAUGCGAUUAUUCUCCGUUGUUUGAUGUCGAUUGCAGAAGCUUUCCAGAAAGUUACAGAUA
Molecule: messenger RNA, 1889 nt
Organism: Prunus mume (Japanese apricot)
Lineage: Eukaryota; Viridiplantae; Streptophyta; Magnoliopsida; Rosales; Rosaceae
Source: RefSeq, a predicted model, not a curated record